Molecule: messenger RNA, 4462 nt
Organism: Ectocarpus siliculosus
Lineage: Eukaryota; Phaeophyceae; Ectocarpales; Ectocarpaceae
Source: the annotation of a GenBank genome assembly
AUGUGUGAACAGGAGCCGGGGCAAAGUUUCCACUGGGAUGACCUGGUAACGCUUGUGGCCGGCGAAAAGGAUGGUGGGGAGUACGUCAUUGACGAUGAGCUUGGUGACCGGCUGAGGACCAUGGCCAUGGAAUGCAACAAGGAGGCGGUGAUCACUGGAUUGAAGCGAGUGGAGGCGGCGUUCAAGCGAAGAAAAGCCCCGGGUCCCAGCUACACCGACAACGUGUCCUACGUGAAGAUGAUCCGUGCGAUAUGUGAGAAAGCUACCGCCGUCGAUCCGGGGGGAGCUGCUAUCGGUGGUGGCGUCGGUAGCAGCGAUGCGGGGGGCGUGGGGUACGGCGGUGGCGGUGGCGGCAAUAGCAGCGGCUCGGGUAGCGCGGUCCCGGGGCACGGGGGUGGUGGCGGUGGCGGUGGCGGUGGCGGUGGCGACGCCACGGGUAGCGCGGUCCCGGAGCACGGGGGUGGUGGCGGUGGCGGUGGCGGUGGCGGUGGCGGCAAUAGCAGCAGCUCGGGUAGCGCGGUCCCGGGGCACGGGGGUGGUGGCGGUGGCGGUGCCGACGCCACGGGUAGCGCGGUCCCGGGGCACGGGGGUGUUGGCGGUGGCGGUGGCGGUGACGGUGGCGGUGCCGACGCCACGGGUAGCGCGGUCCCGGGGCACGGUGGCGGUGGCGGUGGCGGUGGCGGUGGCGGUGGCGGUGGCGGUGGCGGUGGCGGUGGCAGUGCCGACGCCACGCCCGCGUUCGACGUCGACACUGUGACGAGAAGCUUGAUGGAUAAGGGGAAAGGCCCUUUGGCUUCAAAAUGGUGGCCCAAAGCGAUACAGUCGUCCAAGAACCAAGCGACAGCCUUCUCAUUUUUUUGUCCAAAAUUUCCGGAAGUAGUCGCCAGAAUCAACGAGACAUGUGUGCGGGGAUUUCCUCGAGGUCAAGAAUCCCGUGACACUUUUCUGACGCCGACAAUAUCGGCUAGAGCAAAGAAAAAGUAUAACCUCGGGUUCACUUUCGCCCAGCUGAGAGAUGGUGGAAUCGCGGUGGCCUUACCCGACGACAUGCAAAAGGAAGUCAAGGAGCUCAACGAGAAACAUGGAAGGAGCUUGACUCUGGAGCAAUGGGAGCAGUGCAUGAAUAGGUCGGUCGCUAUAAGGGAAGAAAACGGAAACCCGUUGCCAGAGCUGCCAAAUAGAAAACUGCGCUGGGAGAAGACGGCUUCCGGGGCGGAUGAUGGGGAUGUGGAACACGGUGGUGGCGGUGGCGGGUCUGGGGAUGGCGCUGACGGAGGGCAGCGGUGCGGUGGUGCUGGCGGAGGUUCGGGACGCGGUGGAGGUGGUGGGUCUGGGGUGGCCAGACGCCACCACACAUGCACCUGGGGCUUUCCCGAAGGUGAAAAAUCUCGUGGCUAUUGUGGCACAUCGCAAUUAACGGCCAGAGCACGGGAGAAAUUUAACCGCGGGAUCGCUUUCGUCCAGCUGAGAGAUGGUGGGAUCGCGAUGGCUCCACCGGGCGACCGACAAAAGGCACUCGACGCGCUGAACAAGGAACAUCGCCAGACCUUGACUUUACAGCAAUGGGAACAGUGCGUGGACGAAGUGGUCGGCCGUCGGGAAAAGGUGUUCACAAUGCCAGAGCGUCCUGACCUGCGCUGGGAGAAGACGGCUACCGAGGCGGGUGAUGGGGAUGUGGAUCACGGUGCGCAACACGGUGCUGGCGGUGGUGCUGACGGGGGUUCGGGACGCGGUGGCGGUGGCGGCGGCGGGUCUGGGGGUGGCGCUGACGGAGGACCGGGGUGCGUUGGUGCUGGCGGAGGUUCGGAGCGCGGUGGCGGCCGCGGGUCUGGCGGCGGGGGAAGCCGUGGCACAAACCGCGAUGGCGGUGGCGGAGCGGGACGUGGUGGCGAGUCGGAACGCGGAGGAAGCAACAGCCCCGGGGGCGGUGGAGAGGGUGGUGCGAAGCGUGAGAGGAAGCGUGUGAUCGACGCACCCCCGACCCUGGACACGUUGAUGAAACAGGGGAUGCCGUUUUACCUUUUCACGUUCCCUCACACACCGCAAAACGUUCCAAACUCGGAUUUUCCGGUGGAAUCCUUCCAACCCACAACGACGAAGCUCCUCGAGGAUGCGCAAGGCACCUACACCUGCCCUUCCGAGAUCCUCAACCUGAAAGGGGUAUUUUCGGAUGGGAACGUUGGCCAGAGGGUGGUCAAGAACUUUAAUCUCGGCAAGAUGGUUGCCGUGAUGCGACAUGGCAAGGGGGUCAGGACGGUGUGCACGGAGGACAUGCAUGCCGAGCUACAGAAGACUCGCGGGGUGACGCGACUGACCCCGGAGCAAUACAUGCCGUUGCUGAAGGAAGCGGUGAAGGCGAAGGACGGCCAGCGCAAGCGCGACCAAGCUGACGCGGUGGCGGCGGCGGAACGUUCCGGCUCCGAUGACCGGAAGAGGAAGGAGGCUCCAACUGGUGGUGGAGCCGGUGUGAUGAAGAAGAAGACUACACAGGCAGCUGGAGCCGGAGCGGGGGGUGGUGCUGGAGACGACGGAGGGGUGGAUGAUGCAGCGGUGGGCGGUCGAGCCAAAGCCGGGGCGGGGGGUGGCGUGGGCGGCCGAGACAAGGAGACGACUGCACAGGGAGCUGGAGCCGGAGCGGGGGGCACAAGCCGCGAUGAAGCCGGAGCGGGGUGUGGUGCUGGAGACGACGGAGGGGCGGAUGAUGCACCGCGUGGGCGGUCGAGCCAAAGCCGGGGGGGGGGGUGGCGUGGGCGGCCGAGACAAGGAGAGGACUGCACAGGCAGCUGGAGCCGGAGCGGGGGGCACGAGCCGCGAUGGCGGUGGCGGAGCGGAACGUGGUGGCGAAUCGGAACGCGGCGGAAGCAGCAGCCCCGGGGGCGGCGGCGGAGGAGGAGCGGGACGCAGUCGUGACGGUGUAGAGGGUGAGGGCAAGCGUGUGCGCGGCGCACCGCCGACCAUUGACAUCUUGAUGGAACGGGGGUUGCCGCUGAACCUUUCGAAGUUCCCUGCUGCACGACAGAAGAUCAUAGACCCGAACUGUCCCGUGCGUUCAUUCAAACCCUCGACCACAAAGCUCUUCGAGGAUGUCAGAGGAACAUACGCUUGCCCUCCCGAGGUAGUCAGCGGGCAAGUAUUUAGGGAGGACAAGCGUGCGAAAGAGGUGGUGAAAAACUUCAAUCUCGGCAGGAUGGUUGCCGUGAUGCGACACGAGAAGGGGGUCAGGAUGGUGUGUGCAGAAGACAUGCAAGUCGAGCUCCAGCAGACUCGUGGAACGACGGGACUGACCCCGGAGCAAUACUUGCCGUUGCUGAAGGAAGCGGUUAGGAUGAAGGACGACCAGCGCAAGCGCGACCAAGCUGACGCGGCGGCGGCGGUGGAACGUUCCGGCGCCGAUGACCGGAAGAGGAAGGGGGCCCCAACGGGUGGUGGAGCCGAUGUGAUGAAGAAGAAGCCUGCACGGGCAGCUGGGGCCGGAGCGGGGGGCGGUGCUGGAAACAACGGAGGGGUGGAGGAUGAACCGGGUGCUCUCGGCAGCGGUGGUGGUGGGGGUGGCGGAGCGGCGAACGGCGACGGUGAAGGCGGGGGAGUUGGUGGUGGAAGCAGUGCUGACGGAAAAUCCAACAACAAGGGUAAACGCCCGGCAAGAUUCGCGGGCGUCGCCGGAGCGGCUCCGUCGGCUCCGUCGGCUCCGUCGGCUCCUGGUGGUGGUGUCAGUGGCUCCGAAACUGAAUCGGAGAUCAACUCCGACGAGGGCGACGACGGAGCGGCUUCGCCUGGUGGUGCAGAUGCAUCGGUGGUCAGCUCCGACGGAGAGUACGACGGCAAGGCUUCGCCUGGGGGUGAAGAUGCAUCGGUAAUCAGCCCCGACGAUGACGGUGGGGAGUAAGGAAGGACAUCGGCGCACACCGGCGGCAGCCGCGGAUGAGGAUGAGUUUCCAAGAUGCUUAAGUUGGCAGUUGUGACCGAGACAUUCACAGCAAGUGGUAAAUGUAUUUUUAUGAAGAACUCUGGGUGAGCAGAGAGAGUACCCGGGAAGGUACCCGGGAAGGUGACCCCGAUCAGAGAUCUGGAAAGGGAUGUAAAAACUCCUGCAAUUUAUUGCCUACAGAUAGUUGACGACAACGUCGAGUCCCUAAUUAAUAGGGAUAGACAGCGUUGGUGAACAAUGUAGAGAGAUCGUAACCAGCAAUGCGUUCAAUGGUGCGUCGAAGCCAUAAUGAGUUAGAAGUUCUUCAGACAGCAUCGUUUCGAGAGGACACGGAUGUAUAUCGUUUCGAGAGGUCUUAUGCAUCGGAACUGUAGAAUGACGUAGUUCUUGAGAGGACAUGUUGGAAGUGCUUGUAGUACAAGAACGGCUCUAUUCUACUGCAUGGGUUUAUGCGGUAUUGUGAAAGCGUCGGCAAGUCUGUAACCGUCAGGUGAAGACAGCUUGGGCGUCGGUGUGAAGAUAAUACAAUCACUC